AUGCCUUCACCGUUGGCGCUUGUGGCGCUGCUGCCGCUCACUUGGCUUGCGAGCUGCGAGCCUAGGACAUCGUUCCCCUUCAACGCACAGCUGCCGCUAGCUGCGCGGAUAGACCACUUCUUUUCUUAUUCGUUUUCGCAGUACACUUUCCAGUCCGACUCGAAAACAAUCACGUACUCUCUGGGCCACCAUCCCAGCUGGCUGUCUAUCGAGAGUCGACGCAGGCGCUUGUACGGCACCCCGAGAGACGGAGACGUUCCGCCAGGAGACGUGGUCGGGCAGACCGUCGACAUCAUUGCGACUGAUGAUGCGGGAUCAAAGACUAUGAAUGCCACCCUGGUGAUUUCCAGACGGCCCGCCCCCGAAGUCCGUAUUCCUGCCCAGGAUCAAAUGGCCAAGUUUGGCAAAUUCUCUGCGCCAUCGUCCAUCUUGUCAUAUCCCGCCGCCGACUUCAAUUUCUCCUUUGACCGGAACACCUUUAGCAUGGCCGGGCUGAACUAUUACGCCGUUUCCGCAGAUAGCAGCCCCUUGCCAGCAUGGAUCCAGUUUGAUGCGCAGUCGUUGUCUUUUACCGGGCGAACACCGCCGUUUGAGUCUCUGGUUCAGCCGCCGCAGACCUUUGACUUCCGCCUCGUUGCUUCCGACAUCGUUGGCUUCUCGGCCUCGUCGCUCAAGUUCUCCAUUGUCGUGGGCAGCCACAAGCUUACCACUGAGCAGCCGAUUAUAGCGCUCAAUGCCACGCGAGGCACCGCCGUCACCUAUGAUGGCUUCAAACACGCCAUCAAGCUCGACGGGAAACAGGUAUCGCCGCGCGACCUGGCCGUGACCACCAAGGACAUGCCGAGCUGGCUGUCGUACGACGGCAAGACAGGCAGAGUCCAAGGUACACCCAAGGAUGGUGAUGAUGCAGCCAAUUUCACCAUUUCCUUCAGUGACAGUCUUUCAGACAAACUGGAUGUUUUGGUGGUCGUCAAUGUGGCCACUGGCCUCUUUGACUCGACCUUUGAAGAUAUGCACAUUAGGCCUGGCAGCAAUCUUGACUUGGACUUGACCAAGCACUUCAAAAAUCCUGCCGACAUUGCCGUCAGGGUGUCGACCAACCCCACCGAGGACUGGCUCAAGGUGAACGGGCUCAGGCUCUCGGGUCGGGCGCCCACGACUUCAAGGGGCGGCUUCAAAUUGACCAUCGACGCAUUGUCAAAGAGCUCGGGCCUCAGCGAAAGCGAAGGCAUCAAUGUGUACUUUCUCGUCCUUGAUGGGACGACGACCACAGUUCCUUCGGCUUCAUUCACGGCUGCCACAACGACGCUGGCCACUGGUACUGGCGUCUCUAACAAUAAACAGACUCACCCUGGACACAUGACCACAGGAGAAAUUCUACUGGCAACCAUCAUCCCGGUGAUAUUCGUCGCAAUUCUACUGAUUGUGUUUGUGUGCUACUUCCGUCGCCGUCGUUCCGGACAGGGAUACCUGGGCAGCAAGUACCGCUCAAAGAUCUCACAUCCCAUCCGCCGUCAUCUGACAGCGGACCGCUCAGACCCGUCGAUGGGAGAAGCCACUGCCAUGGGCGCUUUUUUGCACACAGAAACGGAAGUGCUCAAGCCUGCCAAAUCGGCAUUUGCGGAAGAAAGCUCGCCCAUAUCCUCUCACAGAAGGAGUUCAGAAACUCUAGGUGACCUCUCGGCUUCUGGGAUACCGCGGAGCAUCAUGGUCAACGCCGCCCGGACAACCACCAUCCGCAGCGUCAGCAACGUCACCAGCGAAGACGGAAGACAAUCGUGGGUCACCAUUGACGGCGCCCACGGCGGCGUGGCCCAGAGCGAUAGAUCAUCACAGUCCGACGUGGCCUUCCCCCAGGCCACCCGCCAACUGUUCCCGGGCGCAGACUAUGUGCCGGGGCGGGAUACGGGACUGGAACUUGGCCUCCCGACUCUUGAGGAACUGCCCAGCCUGCUGCCAACUCCCCUCUUGGCGUACGAUUCGAGGUCGCCAUUUUCACAUGACAACCUCGGCCACGAGUCCGAAAUGACAUCCGGCUCGGCGGCCGUCCCCGCCCAACAUAGCCACCAGGACACCACGGCUUCCUUGACAAAAUGGCCCACCCAGUCGACGGCCAUUGUCGACGGCUCGGAAGCGAACUGGGUGGCACUUGAGGAAAGCGAGGCAGGCGGAAGCAUAUUCGAGAUACGCAGACCCGAUGCCGCGGCAGUCAAGCCGGCCCGGCCCUGGAACGAAGCCGGCUCCCAAGACGGGGGCAAGAGUGUCACCACAGAAGUGUCGUUCGCGUCCUCCGAGAAUUGGCGCGUCAUAGGCCGCCUCAGCCCGAGCAAGACGGAGCGGUCGUGCAAGGAGGCGGGCGCCGACAUUUCGUUGCAGCGUCCACGGCCGAGCGCCUCUCGGGAAGUUGCGCAGCAAGGAGGCCACGAACCUGGCGCCGGGCCGGCAUCGUCUUGUAAGAAGGGGCAUGUCCCGUCGCCGCCGGCCUCGGGACCGCCAGCUCCGUCAACCAGCAGAGUAUCCACGAUGGGCGAUUUGGGCGGAGAGGCAACCGAUAUGUCCGGUGGAAGGGGGUUUGACGAAGCAUCCUGGAUGAGAAAUCACUCGAGCAAGAUGUCAGUCGGGAGCUUCAAGGUGUUUUUAUAG
Metarhizium album ARSEF 1941 is the source of this 2643-nucleotide messenger RNA. Its product is annotated as Cadherin-like protein. The coding region runs from base 1 to 2643 and encodes 880 amino acids. The transcript has a single exon. Gene Ontology annotation, cellular component: membrane. The record is from RefSeq and is a predicted model, not a curated record. Gene Ontology annotation, molecular function: calcium ion binding. Lineage: Eukaryota; Fungi; Ascomycota; Sordariomycetes; Hypocreales; Clavicipitaceae.